GUUCCGUUGGUGGCCCGUUGACGAACGAGAGGGCCCAUCCAUCCAUUCAUGUCCACCUCAGCACCCUGGCUAUGGCAAUUGGAUAGCUGCCACGUGGAUAAGGGUAAGGAUAACUGAUAAUAUUCACUCCUCCCAGCAGCCGGGAUCAGCGGCCUCGAAGAAGAAGCGCUAUGAUCGCUAUCGCAGGGAACUGAGGAAAAGCGGCGCAACUCGGAUCUGCCGCCGACGGUCACGAAUCAAACGUUCACGCACUGGUUUAACUAGAUGGCGUGCCCCUCCUCCUCCUCCCCCUCCUCCUCCUGCUCCUCCUCCUCCUCCUCCUCCUGCUCCUGCUCACGAUUCUCCUGCUCCUGCUCCUCCUCCUCACGAUUCUCCUCCUCCAUAGCUGUGAUGAUCCUCCUAGCAAUGCUGGCUGCACUGAUUCUAUGUGCGGGAGUUGGGGGAGCUUCCGCGGGUCCGGGCUCCCAGGAGUACCAGUCCCGGGACUCGUCCCAGUCCCAGGAGUACCAGUCCCGGGACUCGUCCCAGUCCCAGGAGUACCAGUCCAGGGACUCGUCCCAGUCCCACCGCCUGUGCGUACGAUCUGCAGGGCUGGCAGCACGAAAGGUAAUGUCAUUCGAUGCGCGCGGGGAGGAGGAGAGGGAGAAGGAGGAGGCGAGGGAGGAGGAGGAGGAGGAGGAGAAGAAGGUCGACACGAAGAGGGAGGUGUUCGAUUCCGCUAUUGACAAUGUCAUUUUUCCGGAGGCCAAUGAUGAUAACGAGUCUGAGGGGAAGAGGGCGGGUAGGAGGAGGAGAGAACAAGAAGAACCAGCCGCUCAAUACCCCUGGCUUCAACUCGACAAAUCGCUGCUCACUCUCUAUGGCAAUAUAUUACCUGAUAAUUCUUCCUAUUAUUACAGACGUUAUAUUCACGCUCUCAUCCUCUCUCAGGAUGGAAGCACCAUCUACUUCGCUCACGACCGGUAUGAACAAGAUAGCCAGAUCGCCAAAGCCGUCCGAUUGCCUACUCCAUCGUCUUUCCCGCCAUCUCCAUCAUCUGAUUCACCUCUCAGUCUGUCCUACAACGUGUCCAAUAUCCUCAACCAAGCAAUCAACAUCUCCGGCAGCGGCGUAUCCAAUCGUGUCRCAGGCUUGGAAGUCUUGGAAGAUAACGUUACGUUACUCGUUGGGUAUCACCAGACACAGGAGAUCCGCCAGUUAUGGGUGGAGGAUGGGACAGAGGAGGAGUUCAUUGCCGAUUCCCCAGCAGCCCAAUUUGGCAUGGCCAGGCAUCCAAAGGAGCUGUCGCUGUUUGUGAGCUCGCCUARUCAGAUUCAGAGGAUGCCCCUUCAACAAGGGUCUCCCAUCGASUCGAUCACCACGCUAGCUGGGGCUACCGUGGACGGUCGUAUCGACGGCAUAGGACCCGCUGCUCGGUUUGGAGCGCACAGCCCUAGGAUUGUCCCCCGAUGCAUUUCAUCGGACGGCUCCUUCCUCUACGUUGGCGACCGGAGCAAUUUUGUCGUCAGGCGAGUGAACUCCUUCACCGGAGAGACGCAAACGGUCAGCUUUGCUAACGGAACACAGGUUGCCAUGCCCUUCGGUCCGUUAGCCGCCGUUAUAACUUCGGAUCAUUGCAAUCUGUUYGUCACGGGAUGGACGAAMUACRACAGGCCCACGGGACAGCCGUCAAUGGUGCGAUGGGUGGCCCUCGACGCGCCACAUGGCAAUGUCUYGUGGACGCAAGACGUUGUCAUCUUCAAUCGCACCCGUCCAUCCAUCYUCGACAACGAGGAAUGGACAGGGGUCAACGAGCCAUCCCGUCUGUUGCUCAGUCACAAGGACGCAGAUUUGUACGUGGGAACGAGUAAUGGGGAGAUAUUCCACUUCGCCAUUAACCGCAGCGCUCUGCACAAGUGUGGGCCCAUCGAUCCUGCUAACCCUCCAGGGUUCGGUCCCCCUCCACGGUACGAUCGCCCACCUCCCACCUCGUCCUCCUCCUCCUCCUCCUCCGAUGGAAUGUCCGCUCUCACGUUGAUUGUCGUUUUGUGCGUCAUAGCGGUCGCUAUCCUAGGGGUUUGCACGACUCUCUUCCUGUGGUGGACUAGAAGACUCUGCUUUCACUCGGAGAGGGACAGCGACGGCGCAAAUGCUGCCUCUGCAGCUCAUCAGGCUGAGCCCAAGACGCAGCAGCAGCGAUGGCUACGUUCAUGCAUCUUCUUUGGCCGUCCGAGGCUGCUCUCUGCGAAAGAUAAAGCCUGCAGCGUUGAUUCCAAUGCCACCACCAGGUCCUCCUCGACGAUGACGACAUCUCUCUCUCUCCUCCAAGGCGAUAGACUAGAGUUAGCGGCCAUCUCUAUGAAGCUUGACCAUCUGGAUGCCCCUCGGCCAGUCCCCUUCGCGGACCUGCGGGAGGCGACGGAUGGCUUCAGUGAUACGCACAAGGUGGUGGGAGCAAGGGGCGGCUUUGGUGACCUAUACCGGGCGACCUUGAGGGUGGGAGGUGAAGGGGGGGAGAUGGCUGACGUGGCGCUGAAGGUGAUGAGGGGUGCGCUAGACGAGCUGAAGAGCAAGCAGUUCCUCUCCGAAGUGACGACACUCAGCCGCGCCCGCCACGUCCAUCUCUGCAAGCUCCUCGGCUACUGCGUGGAGGGCAACAUGGUYGUCCUUGUCUAUCCCUUCGUCGCGGGCGGCAGUUUACACGACCGUCUUCACCCUCGUCCUCUGAGUCGGYCCUCUGCCCAGGCCCCCCUGCCUUCUCCUCCUACUCCAGUACAACACCCUCCUCUUUGUGCUCCCUUGGGUUGGCGGUCGCGACUGUCCGUUGCGCUCCAGAUCGGGACUGCAUUAAGGUACCUCCACGAGGAGUUGGACCCCCCGCUCUUGCAUCGGGACGUAAAGAGCAGCAACGUCCUCGUCGAGGGGUCCGGAGAGGCGGUCAAGGCCUAUCUGACCGACUUCGGCCUCGCGAGGCUUGGCAACCCCAGCUCAGGCUUGAAAAGGGGUCGGGAUACCGUGCAGACAGCAUUUCGAGCAGGCACGAUUGGGUACAUGGCCCCCGAGUAUGCCAUUGAGCUGAAACUCACGGCCAAAAAUGACGUCUAUGCCUUCGGUGUGAUUCUGCUGGAGAUGGUCACUGGGAGGAGUGCCCUCUUCUGGACCGCUUGUGGAGAUCAGCCCGAGACGGACGAUCUAGAUAUGUAUGAUGUCACGGUGAGUGACAGCGAGACCGAUGCCGGUCAUCAUCACCCCAUUCUGCUCGUGCUUUGGGCCCAGAAGAAGUUCAAGAAAGUGCCACACUGGGACUAUCAGCUGCUUAGCAAGAUGGUGGACCCGCAGCUUGUUUGGUGCUUCCAAGUCCCUGGAGGGAGCGAGUGGGAGAGGGAGACGCUGUGUGCAAUUGCCAGGUUGGGCCAAGAGUGCACUUACGGGGAUGCAAAUAAGAGGCCCAUGAUGGGUGUCGUUGUGGAGAGGAUCAAGGCAAUCGUACAACAGGAGGGAAGACAAUAAGGGAAAGGGGGAAGGGAAGGAGGGGUGUUGUUGCCGAACGAGUAG
Messenger RNA from Chara braunii, 3534 nucleotides. The record is from the annotation of a GenBank genome assembly. NCBI's taxonomy places the organism in Eukaryota, Viridiplantae, Streptophyta, Charophyceae, Charales, Characeae.